This is a messenger RNA of Dermochelys coriacea (leatherback sea turtle), 2598 nucleotides long. It is a transcript of the gene TMEM9, whose product is annotated as transmembrane protein 9. The coding region runs from base 159 to 734 and encodes 191 amino acids. The record is from RefSeq and is a predicted model, not a curated record. Gene Ontology annotation, cellular component: lysosomal membrane. Lineage: Eukaryota; Metazoa; Chordata; Testudines; Dermochelyidae. The transcript is spliced from 6 exons.
AGUACAGCAGGGUAGAUCCUUGCUUAGCAGGGGAAUCAUGAGUCAAAGGCACAAGGAUUGAUAGCAGUUUGAUACCUGUCUAAUGGCUCUAGAGCAGGUUCUGCAACGGGGGUCUGUGGAUCAGGCUGUACACUGUGGUCAUUGCUCAGGCUUUUGGGAUGUUGACACGGCACAGGUGGAAAAAUAUGAAGAUCUUGUGGCUGGCAAUGGUGGCGUGGUGUGUCCUAGCACCUCCGGUCCAGACCAGCAAGAGCUCAGAGGAUAUCCGCUGCAAGUGCAUCUGUCCCCCGUACCGGAACAUCAGUGGACACAUUUACAACAAGAAUGUGUCACAGAAAGACUGCAACUGCCUGCACGUGGUGGAGCCGAUGCCGGUGCCGGGGAAUGACGUGGAAGCCUACUGCCUGCUGUGUGAGUGCAAGUACGAGGAGCGCAGCACCACCACCAUCAAGAUCAUCAUCAUCAUCUACCUCUCGGUGGUGGGGGCGCUGCUGCUGUACAUGGCCUUCCUCAUGCUGGUUGACCCCUUGAUCCGGAAGCCAGAUGCCUACACCCAGCCCCUGCACAAUGAAGAGGAGAACGAGGAGGCCCGCUCAUUGGCAGCAGCUCCUGCUCCCGCCGGCGCCAAAGCCAACACGGUGUUGGAGAGGGUGGAAGGAGCCCAGCAGCGGUGGAAGCGCCAGGUGCAGGAGCAAAGGAAGACUGUUUUUGACAGGCACAAGAUGCUGAGCUAGAGCAAGCCAGGCAUGCAGUGACGGUCUGCUGGGGACAGGCAGCUGCAGCAUAGCGGGGAUAGGCAAUGUCUGUCUCACCCAAUAGGAUCCCCACAGUGUUUGGUUUGAGCCCCCAAUCCCAUCCUCCCCGGUGUAUUGGCUUUCAUAGAGCAAACAAGGCCAAAGUGCCUGCCCAUGACUGUGCCCCCUGCCCCCUUUGCAGCCUAAGCCAGAGGCACCCUGAGCUUUGCCCAGCUGAGGGCCCCACUGACAACUGCUCUCAAAUGGCCCCAAAGGAAUCCCGGUGCAGCCGCUGCCAUCCUUAAUAAGGAGACUAGCAGAGACUACAGCUCCUGGCUUGCACUGCUCUAUCUUGACAGCGGUCAUGACACAGUGCUGCAUGCUGGGGCCUGUCGUUUCUGCUGGCUGCAAGAUGUGGCAAAUGUGGGACCCGGUUUUCGAACACCCUUGUCUGCAUUUGACGCUUUGCAUGCCCCUCUCCUGAAGCAUGUCACGUGGCAUGAAAUAGCCUUGAGCGAGGGCAUUGUAAUCACUGGGGAAUCCUUGUCCCUUGUCUCUUUGUUUGAGCUAUCAUGUAACAAUCUGCAGCCUGGAGAAUUCAAAGAAAACUAUUUAAUGAAACAAAGCUGGUUUCAGCCCAUUCCUGCCUUACACAGAUAUCUCGGCACAUGUCUUCUGCCAAACCUGUUCGGCCACUGUGCUGUCAAGACACAGAGCCCACUGGCCUCAGCUGAGGGGCUGCGAACCCAGAGAAACCAACAAGGGAAGAAAGUUUGUGUUUGUGCUGUAUGAAAUAAGCCAGUUCUGUACAUGUGGGAAGUAGGAUGCAGCUUGUCCUCCCGUAGAGCUCAUUUUCAAUAGGAGAUGGGAUUAUAUAUUAUUUAUACUGUCUCAUGGUUCUACUCCAUGGCAGGGUACCAAAAGUUCUACCAUGUACUACAGGGAGCCAGACUCUCACCUGGUGUAAGUUGGCAUCAUUCCACUAAGCUCAGUAGAGCUACCUUCAUUGACAUCAGUGGAAGAUCUGGUCCCAGAGCCUUUUCUGUAGGGACGCUGCUCUGGACACAAAAGGCCUGGUUCUCCUCUCAUUGGCACCAGUGUCAGGAUUUGCACUGGUGUGGAUGAGAGGAAAAUCCAGGCCUUGGGAUUCAGCUGCUGCUCUCAUUUACUCUGGUGUAAAUCUACCGUAACUCCACUGACGUCAGUGGGGUCUCUCCAGAUCUACACCCACAUUACUGAGAUCACAGUCUGGCACCUGAGCCUUCUGUCUAACUGAGCAUUGUGAAAUUGAGGAGUGUUGGGUACUAACAACCCAAGAAGCCCUGGAGGGGUGGACGGGGGAAAAAAGGCCUGAUUCUCAUUUACACUUUAGCCCUGCCCCUGCAUAGUGGGAGUAAGUUACACUUAGAUCCACUUUCAGGCCCGUUUACACUGGCAGAGCGAGGCAUAGGGCCAUUAGUAUCAAUGAGACUUUAGAACAAAGAUUUCACUAUGUUUAGCAGGUCUGGAACUUAAGCCCCUCCUGCUUUCUAGAUCACAGAGCCCUGAACAUUUACUAAAGAUGCACUUUAGUUUCUGUAAUGCAUAAAAAAACUGUUCGAGAUCUUUGACUAUGGUAAAUAUUUCUGCUGAGUGUGAGAAAGCAAAGUAAUUCAUUAGUGUAUUUAUUCAUCUGUUAUUCCGGUUUGUUUUCCCAUCAAGAGAGUUUGCUAAGUGCUUGAGUUUUGUUAUCAUGUAGCAUCCCUUCUUUAAACAGAAACAAGGGAGUGUGUCACUUGAGUGGCUUUUUUUUAACUGGAUACUUUUGCUAUGUAAGAAUUAAAAUAUUCUAUGCUGGGCUUUGCUCUAAGCUCCAGGAUGAGCA